Molecule: messenger RNA, 321 nt
Organism: Stomoxys calcitrans (stable fly)
Lineage: Eukaryota; Metazoa; Arthropoda; Insecta; Diptera; Muscidae
Product: larval cuticle protein 65Ag1-like
Exons: 1
Coding region: 16-321 (101 amino acids)
Cellular component (GO): chitin-based extracellular matrix
Molecular function (GO): structural constituent of chitin-based larval cuticle
Source: RefSeq, a predicted model, not a curated record
ACUUCAAUUUCAAUCAUGAAAUUCAUCAUUGUCUUCGUUGCUUUGUUCGCCUUGGCUUUGGCUGCUGAUCCCAGAGAUGCUGAAACUUUGCGCUACGAUGCCAAUGUUGAGCCCGAGAGAUACGAUUUCGCCGUAGAGACCAGCGAUGGCAAGACCUUCCAAGAACAAGGUCAAGUUGAGGAUCUCGGCACCGAUGAUGAAGCCAUCUCCGUUAAGGGAUCUUACUCCUAUGUGGGUGAUGAUGGCCAAACCUAUUCCGUCAACUAUGUUGCUGACAGAAAUGGAUUCCAACCUCAAGGCGCCCACAUCCCAGUUGCCUAA